AUGGCUCAAAACAUUCGUGAUUUGAAAGUACCAACACCUGCAGCUGAGCUGCCAGGUCAUGUCCUCGAUUUUUUCAAACUCAAGGGUAGAGUGGCAUCUGUGACAGGUGCAAGUGGUGGUAUUGGUUAUGAAGUUGCCCUUGGUUUUGCACAGGCCGGUGCCGAUGUCGCCAUGUGGUACAAUUCCAAUCCAAAGAUCGAAGAGGAAGUUGGUGAGUUGUCCAAGAAAUACGGUGUUAAGAUUAAGGCCUACAAAUGUUCCGUGACUGAUAGUGCCGACGUUGAACGAACUGUUGAUCAGAUCGUGAAGGAUUUCGGCAGGAUUGAUAUUCAAGUUGCUAACGCUGGUGUUGGUUGGAAUAGAGGUCCUAUACUCGACUACCUUGAGGAAGCCGGUAGAGAAGCUCUUGACAAGGAGUGGAAUAAAGUUAUUGAUGUGGAUUUCAACAGUGUUUACUAUGUGGCAAGGGCUACCGGUAAACAUUUCAAGAAGCAAGGAAAUGGUUCCUUGAUUCUAACGGCAUCGAUUUCUGGUCAGAUCGUGAACAUUCCUCAGAUGCAAGCCGCUUAUAACUCAGCUAAGGCUGGUGUCAUCCAUCUGGGUAGAUCCCUAUCAAUGGAAUGGGCAGGUUUUGCCAGAGUUAACACAGUUUCUCCUGGUUACAUUGAGACUCCUCUGACAGACCGUCUUUCUCAAGAAUUGCGUGAUCGCUGGAUCGAGUAUGUCCCAUUGGGUAGACUAGCCAACCCAAGAGAACUGGUUGGUGCAUACUUGUAUUUGGCAUCUGACGCUUCUACUUAUGUAACUGGUACCGAUAUUCGUGUGGACGGUGGUUACUGUGCAUUUUAA
Zygosaccharomyces rouxii is the source of this 849-nucleotide messenger RNA. RefSeq names its product SDR family oxidoreductase. Gene Ontology annotation, cellular component: intracellular anatomical structure. The record is from RefSeq and is a predicted model, not a curated record. The transcript has a single exon. NCBI's taxonomy places the organism in Eukaryota, Fungi, Ascomycota, Saccharomycetes, Saccharomycetales, Saccharomycetaceae. The coding region runs from base 1 to 849 and encodes 282 amino acids. Gene Ontology annotation, molecular function: oxidoreductase activity, acting on NAD(P)H, oxygen as acceptor.